AACUAAUUAUGCGUGUGUAAAGUAUAUAUGUCAAGGAUACUUUGCAACAACAAUGGGAGAUAUAUCAUCAUAUAAUGGAGGGGCCGUUGUGGCUAUGGUAGGCGAUCAAUGUGUAGCAAUCGCAUGUGACAAAAGGCUUGGAAUGAACCAACAGAUUACAAUAGGCACAAAUUUCCCAAAAGCCUUCAGAGUUACUGAUAAAUCAUUCUUUGCUGCCUCAGGAUUGGCUACAGAUGUGCAGACAAUGUAUGUAAAUCAUCCAUGUACACCUUGUUGUAGGAAGGAGGAAAUCGAAUUCAGAGUAAAUAUGUAUGAGGCAUCUAGUGAAAGUAAAAUGAGCAUUAAUAAGCUCUCCAACAUGGUCUCUACAAUGUUAUAUUCCAGGAGGUUUAGCCCGUGGUUUGUCGAAGCUGUUGUUGCUGGACUAGACGCACAAAACAAACCAUUCAUAUCAUGUUUCGAUCUAAUCGGUGCCCCUUGCAACCCUGAUGAUUUCGUUGUGGCUGGAACCUGCGCUGAACAGCUGUACGGUAUCUGCGAAGCUCUCUUCAAGCCGAACGCGGGUCCGGAUGAGCUCUUUGAAAUCGUAUCACAGUGCUUAAUGGCUGGUAUAGACAGAGACUGCCUCUCAGGUUGGGGAGCUCAAGUCUACAUUAUAACACCUACAAGUAUAUCACUACGUACACUAAAAACCAGAAUGGAUUAAGUUAUU
Molecule: messenger RNA, 712 nt
Organism: Theileria equi strain WA
Lineage: Eukaryota; Apicomplexa; Aconoidasida; Piroplasmida; Theileriidae
Product: proteasome subunit beta type 3, putative
Exons: 3
Coding region: 53-706 (217 amino acids)
Biological process (GO): proteasome-mediated ubiquitin-dependent protein catabolic process
Cellular component (GO): proteasome core complex, beta-subunit complex; proteasome core complex
Source: RefSeq, a predicted model, not a curated record